CUAACCACAGUCAUGAAUAUUCCCUCUCCUCGGAUGCAUAUGCAGUCUUUUUUGAGGCAAGUCGCCGUUGGUCCACUCGACCGUCGCUUCUACUGCCGCCGCUACUUGCGCGGGUUAUGAAGAAAGGUUAAAAUGGCAAUGCUCGCACAACGGCCGCAUCAUGCGUGCAUUUCUCGGGAUUCUCUUUUUUUCCUUCUCGUCUUCGUUUCUCUACUCUCAUUACGCUUAUGUCAUCCUUAUUCUCCAAUGAACCCCCUUGUAGUCCCAAUUGUCCAUCAUCAUCCCCAUGUAUAUCCCCCUUUCCCAAAGCGCAACCCCCAACAUCAACCCCGCCCCGGAUCCCGGGUCCGGAACGGAGUUAGCGGGGCUUUACGAUCACGACCUUGUCAAUUAUGAUGUCUUCGACUUGGUCUCAAAUACCAUGUUCCCCUGGUUUCAACGCAUGGUUUCCCAAGUUCUUCAUGCCUUCACACCUGCAUCUACCUCGACAACACCGCGAGGCCCUUCAUUGCGGAAGCGUACCACGACGGAGGAGAUGAACGUCAAGAUUGGAAUCAUUGUCGGCGUUAUCCUGGCGGUCUUCUUGGUCGCGACGUUCGCCUUUUGCUGCAUCUACCGCAACUCAAUUCGCUUAAAGAAACGCAAAAAGGUUCGCCGUCAUCGCAAGUCGGGGGGCUCGAAAAGCUCCAAGAGCUCAACAAGUUCCGGUGGUGGUGACCCUCAACUUCCAACGUCUCCGCCUGCACCUGCACCUGCCCCUGCCCCUGCCCCUGCCCCUGAGUGAGCCGACAUCACCCUGAGUUUGUACUAGAGGAGUAGGAGCUCUUGAAUGAGCGAUAACGGCUACG
Molecule: messenger RNA, 848 nt
Organism: Pseudomassariella vexata
Lineage: Eukaryota; Fungi; Ascomycota; Sordariomycetes; Amphisphaeriales; Pseudomassariaceae
Exons: 1
Coding region: 287-784 (165 amino acids)
Source: RefSeq, a predicted model, not a curated record